Eublepharis macularius is the source of this 2774-nucleotide messenger RNA. It is a transcript of the gene IMMT, whose product is annotated as inner membrane mitochondrial protein. The record is from RefSeq and is a predicted model, not a curated record. The transcript has 14 exons. Lineage: Eukaryota; Metazoa; Chordata; Lepidosauria; Squamata; Eublepharidae. Gene Ontology annotation, biological process: cristae formation. Bases 174 to 2438 code for a protein of 754 amino acids. Gene Ontology annotation, cellular component: MICOS complex.
CGAUACACGAUAUAUGCUCCUUCUUUCCCCUGCGCGGAUUGGCCAGCGUUCCCGCCUUUCCCUUCCGAGCUCCGGCCACAGCGGCUGUUGCGCAUGCGCUCUGAGGGAGGCAGGCAGGAAAGCGGUGUCAGUUGCGCUUCGCCGCGGAAUCUCCGCCUCCCUCCUCCGCGAUCAUGUUGCGAGUCUGUCAGCGGCUGCGGGGCACGGGGGUCCAGAAUUGCCUAUGUGGUAAAAGUUCAUUCCAAUUACAUCUAUGUCGCGGAUAUGCUACAUCUAGAGAAAAUGGUGUUUCUGUAGGUAAAAUCAUUGGAGGGAGUAUCUUGUUUGUCAGUGGAGGACUAGGAGGAACCAUUCUGUAUGCGAACUAUGACCCACGUUUUCGAGAAAAUGUGGAGAAGACUGUCCCUGUUUCCAGUAAGCUCUUUGAAAUGGUCCUUGGUCCCUCUUCUUAUAGUAUUCCAGCAUCAAAGAAGCCUAUGCAGCCAGGUCCCCUAAAAAUCUCCUCUACAGCAGAGGUAAUGAAAGAAUCUAAACAACCUGUGGCCAAAUCUCCAAAGAGUAAAACAGAGGUUCCUUCAUCUGCUAGUGAAGAAAAAGCAGGGGCAGAAGCAGCACAGAUAAUUGAAGCAACUGGUGAAGCUUUGUCAGUUCCAGCUCCAGGGAUGCAGGAGGAGGAACAUGGUAAAAGCCAUGUGCAUCCUGAAGGAAUUCACAAACAUCCUGACUUGGGUGGAGAACGCGGCUGUGUGGAUUCACACCCUGUAAAGGAGAGAGCACCGGAGGAAGUUGCUGCUCGUCUUGCGCAGCAAAAUAGGGAGGAACAAGACAGGAUUUUGGCUAUGGCAGCAACCUUGGAGAGUGCUUUGAGUAGUACUGCCCGUGUGACCCUGCAAGCCAUUACACUCCAGGAGGCCGCUAUACAAGCUGUCAAUGCUCAUGCUCAUAAACUAAAAGAGGCGAUGGAUAAUACAGAGACUCCAAGUGAGAAAAAGUCAAAUCAGUGGCGAACAUUGGAGGAAACACUGAAGGAUCGUCGUAAAGCUGUGGAUGAAGCUGCAGAUGCCCUUUUGAGAGCCAAAGAAGAACUGGAGAAAAUGAAAGGAGUGAUUGAGGGUGCCAAGAAGUCCCUAAUUUCUGGGGCCAAAUCUCACAUCUUGGCUGCUGAGGAUAAACUUCAUCGUAUGAUAGCUGACCUGGACAGUGUGGUGAAAAAGGUGCAGGCAGCCCAAUCAGAAGCUAAAAUAGUAGCUCAGUACCGCGAACUUGUAUCCAUAGCAAGGGAAGAAUUUCAAAAAGAGCUGGAGAGCGUUGCUUCAGAAGUACAGUCUGGUAGGAAGGGGCUAUCUGACCGACUGACAACCGAUGACUUGAACUCUCUCAUUGGCCAUGCUCAUCGACGCAUUGACCAACUCAAUAAGGAGCUGGCAGAGCAGAGAGCCCGAGAGCAGCAGCACGUAGAGGCAGCCCUGGAAAAGCAGAAACUGGAAGACCAAAAGGCUUUUGAGUCAGCUGUGACCAAGGCCUUAGAACAUCAUAAGACUGAGAUACAAAUGGAGCAGGAGAAAAAGAUUGAAGAAGUCAGAGACAUUAUGGAGAAUGAAAUGAGGACGCAGCUCCGCAGGCAAGCCGCUGCUCACACUGAUCAUUUGUCAGAUGUUCUCAAAAUUCAAGAACAGGAACUCAAGCUGGAGUUUGACAAGAACCUGUCAGAAAAACUCAGCGAUCAGGAAAUGCAGUAUAAGCGGCUUGUUCAGGAACAGCUUGACAACUUCACUCUGGACAUCAACACAGCCUAUGCCAGGCUAAGAGGAAUCGAACAGGCAGUGGAAAGUCAUGCAGUUUCUGAGGAAGAAGCCAGGAAGGCUCAUCAGUUGUGGCUUUCAGUUGAAACACUAAAGCAAAGCCUGAAGACUGCUUCUGGAGACAGCCCCACUGAGCCGCUGGAAGGCGCAGUGGACGCCAUCCGUGCAAGCUGUUCAGACAACACAUUCACCCAGGCCUUAACAGCUGCCCUCCCUCCAGAAUCGCUCAGUCGGGGAGUAUACACAGAAGAGGCGCUGAGGGCACGCUUCAGCAUGGUCCAAAAGCUUGCGAAGAGGGUGGCCAUGAUAGAUGAAACCAAAAACAGCCUCUAUCAGUACCUCCUGUCUUACCUGCAAUCUCUCCUCCUGGUUCACCCUCAGCAGCUAAAGCCACCUGCUGAGCUCAGACCUGAAGACUUGGACACCUUUAAAUUGCUCUCCUAUGCAUCCUAUUGCAUUGAGCAUGGAGACCUGGAGCUAGCAGCUAAGUUUGUCAAUCAGCUGAAAGGGGAGUCCAGGAGAGUAGCACAGGACUGGCUAAAUGAAGCUCGAAUGACCUUAGAGACAAAGCAAGUUGUGGAUAUCCUGACUGCCUAUGCAAGUGCAGUGGGCUUGGGAACAACUCAGGUGGACUGAUGGAGGUCAUGUGUGAAGAACAAAUGUCUUCAGUACCAGUCAAAUGCAAAAAUGGAUAACCAGGCAGAGAUAGAUGCGAUCUAACAGCUUCUAAAGCUGGAAGUGUAAUAACGUCCAAAGAUGAUGUGUCUCUUUGCACUGUUGUAACUCUUAUCACCUGUUGCAGUUGUAGCCUUCUUCAGCCAUCCUAUCAUGUCUGGAAUGCUUUUUGGCAACUUGGAUAAGUGUAAAUUUCCAGGUAUUACUGACUGGGCUAACAAUCCAACUGAAAUAAUGUUUGUAACCUGUAUUACUGAUUUGCCACUUGGUACAAUUAAAUAAAAUGUGUAAAAAUCA